GACACGUGUGGUAGGUUCAAUUUGAACAAGACUUCGUUAGGGCAAGUAAAACGUGGAUCCGCGCCUGUCUUUCGUUGUACAAAUUUGAUCCUUUGCAGCUGAUUUCGGUGUUUCUCCUCCGAAUCUCCGAGAAUUCAAUCUGGUUCUGCCCGCUGUUUUGAUUUUUCAGAAACUCGGGGUGUUCGGUGGUUUUGUUCGGUGGUUCUUUUCCAUCAGGUGAGCAACUCGUCUGUAUGUGGGAGGCUAGGUUUUCUUAAGUUUGAACAAUCCUUCUUCACUCUGGCCGCUACCGCAAAGUCUGACUCUUCUCGCACCUCUGAGCGGGUGUGGGGUGGUCUCGAGGUGGUGAAUUCACCGUGCCUUCCUAGGAAAUCUGCAUCAUCGAUAGUAUGGAGGCUCCGUCGUGUUUCAGAGGGUCUGUCCAUUGAUUACGGCUAAGGUGAAGUUUUUCUGUUUAAUCUUAUCUGCUGUUCAGCUGGCCCCUGCUCUAGGAUGUAGUAGUAGUUGUUAAAUGAGACAAAAAUGGUCAGGUUUUCAUGUUUCAACACAGACGCCCAUCAGCACAAAUCUAAGAAAACCUUGGAGGCUUUCUCAGAACGAGUCAAAGAAGACGGAUUUACUUCUAAAAGCUUGAGCUCUGUCAUCUAUGGGGGAAGCAUCACUUCUGUUUAUGGAAACAGCAAACCCACUGGUUUUAAAGAUCGUGACUGGAAAUCUGAGGACAUUAAGACCAACAUCAAUCUUGAGCGUGAUAUUGAGAUACAUCAGGUAAUGAAUCUCAUGAAAAGUCAGUCGCAUGGGGAUGUAUUAUACUUGGAUGGGAGUGAUGCCACAGAGAAUGGUACAGAUGAUGGGGUAGACCGCAUGACUUCUCCAGAUUAUCUUAAACGAAAUUGUUUUGUAGCACCCGGCAGUAGCAAGCAAGUAGAAGGAAGCCCGUCUAGUCUAUAUCAGAAAGCUCCUCUAAAUUCAGAUCAAGCCGUCAAUGGAUCAUUCUCUGUUGGUGAUCCUCAUCGUGCUGAUAAAGACAACCAUCAGUUGGAAGAUUCAUCUUUGUCUGGUGAACAAGCGGGUGAUUCAAACAGCCAUAUGCCUCGCACAUCACCAGCGAUGGUGAGAUCAAGUUCAACGCCUAAUAUUGCUGACUCCAUACACGCAUCAGGAAGAGCUUCUCUUUUCAAAUAUUCAUCUGGUCACUUUAGAUCUUCUGAUGACCUACGUGUCCUAGACAUGCAUCACAGGGAGAAAUCAGACCUUGAGACUGGUACAGAGGCGAGGCAAGAGCAAGGUCAGGAUCAUGGUAUGCAUAAAUCCAGAGGUAACAGUGUGGAAAAUUUCAUGGACGAUGGCUAUGAUACAUAUGGUUAUUCUUCCUUGGCAAAAGAUUGGAUAGUACCAGCUACAGAUGAGCUGAAAUCAAGAGAACCCCAUCAGGGAGAAUCAUCGAAUCAACGACUAGAAUUUCCAAGCAAGGAUUUUAAAAUCAAGCGCAUUGAGGAGUGGGUUAAUGACCUUCAACAUGUCAGCUUGCCCGGUGAAGUGGAUGAAUCAACAGACUAUGAUGAUGAGACAUAUAGGGAACAACACAUUGCAUUGAAUGGGUCGACAGCUGCUAAGGUAGAUCUCAAGUUAAAUCCUGGAAUGGAAGGCACAAAGAAAUAUAUAUCUUCUUUAAGUGCCUCUUCUACCACGGCACAUCUGGUGAAUCAUGGCCUGGUCGUGAUUCCAUUCCUCAGUGCGUUUGUUGGCCUGAGGGUGCUUAAUCUAUCAGGAAAUGCAGUAGUUAGGAUCACUGCAGGUGCUCUUCCUCGGGGACUCCAUGUACUGAAUUUGUCCAAAAACAGUAUAGCAACUAUCGAGGGCCUACGUGAGCUCGCCCGGCUUCGCAUACUAGACCUGAGCUACAACCGAAUACUAAAGAUUGGUCAUGUUUCUGGUGUCAACAUAGGCCUGGCUUCUUGUUCCUCUCUGAAGGAACUAUACCUAGCUGGGAACAAAAUCAGUGAAGUAGAGGGCCUCCAUCGUCUGUUAAAGCUAACUGUGUUGGAUUUACGCUUCAACAAGAUCUCGACGGCCAAAGGUCUAGGCCAGCUCGCUGCUAACUACAAUUCACUUCAGGCCAUAAGCUUGGAAGGUAACCCUGCCCAGAAGAACGUAGGAGACGAGCAACUGAAAAAGUACCUGUUGGGUAUCCUCCCGAAAUUGGCAUACUUCAACCGGCAAGCCAUUAAGGGUGCGUCGGACCGCCGCCGUGUUGGAGUGAGCAGCCAUCAGUUAGAGCGAGGCCACAGAUCAGAGCUCAAGAAGAGCAGCAUGACGAGUAACCUCGGUGCAGCAAAAGGGCAUAAGCCCUCAUCAUCCAUGGCUGCUCGCAGGACUCAGGCUGGAGCUUCACAGAAGAGGUCCAGGGACAGAAGCAGCCGUCUUCCACCGGCCGGACUAAAAGGGUCUACUCCUGCUGCUGCUGCGUACGAGAUUCAUUACGCUGCGAUUGAAAGUAGAUUAUCAAACCUCAGAUCGGAACUCUCCAUGCGAAGGAGCCGAAGUGAAGGGACUCUGGGAGCUUUCUGACUGAAGC
Messenger RNA from Tarenaya hassleriana, 2578 nucleotides. RefSeq lists its product as uncharacterized. Gene Ontology annotation, molecular function: protein kinase binding. Gene Ontology annotation, cellular component: cytoplasm. The coding region runs from base 523 to 2571 and encodes 682 amino acids. The transcript is spliced from 6 exons. NCBI's taxonomy places the organism in Eukaryota, Viridiplantae, Streptophyta, Magnoliopsida, Brassicales, Cleomaceae. The record is from RefSeq and is a predicted model, not a curated record.